AUGCCGGUCGCUGCCUGCGCUGCCUCCCACACCAAGAUCUCCGGCCAAGGCUCCGUCGCCGCGCACUCGCCCUGCGCCUGCGCUGCCUCCCACACCAAGAUCUCCGGCCAAGGCUCCGUCGCCGCGCACUCGCCCUCCGCCCUCAAGGACGCGGGCGGGGAGGCCCUCGCCGCAGGCGACAUCGUCCGCGCGACUCAUAUGUACACGAUGGCCAUCGACUUGGUCCUCGAGGGCGAGGCGCCGCCGGCGAGUGGCGCAGAUUGGUUCGCGCUGGACGCCAAGAGCGGCGGUGUGCUCCACGCGCUGCUCUCCAACCGCUCGCUCACGCUGCUCAAGCAAGAGGACGCUCCGGCGGCGGCAGAGGACGCAGAGCACUGCACAUGUGCUCGGCCUGACUGGCCCAAGGGCCACCUGCGCCUCCUCGCGGCGCUCGACGCUUCCUUCACGCUGCUCGAGGAACGCCGCCGCGCGGCCACCGCCGCUGCCGGCAAGCCGGCCGGGCGCCGCGCCGAGGAGGAAGAGGCGGAGCAGAUCGCGGCGACGCGGCGCGUCGCGGAGGACCCCGGCGACCCGCGCCGAUUCAUGGCGGCAGGGGACUUCGGCUCGGCGCUCGCGGUCGGAGCGUUUGGCUUGCAGAAGGACGUGGCCGCGGCGGAGGUGUACCUGCGGGUGGGCGCCGACGGCGGCGACGCGGGCGCCCAGCGCAACCUCGGCCUCCUCCUCCUCGAGCUGGGGCGGGCUGCGGAGGGCGCCGAGAUGCUCCGCCGGGCCGCCGAGGGCGGCGACGAGAGCGCGGCCGCGACCUGCGAUCAGCUUCUCUCCGAAGCAAAGGCGCGCGAGGAGGAGGCGCUCUUCAAGCUGCGGGCGCUGGCGAGCGGCGGCGACUCGCGAGCGCGCGCCGUGCUCGAGCAGCACGAGGCGGAGCGCGCGGCGGUGACUGCUCGGGCCGGCGCUUGA
Molecule: messenger RNA, 957 nt
Organism: Emiliania huxleyi CCMP1516
Lineage: Eukaryota; Haptophyta; Isochrysidales; Noelaerhabdaceae
Exons: 2
Coding region: 1-957 (318 amino acids)
Molecular function (GO): Hsp90 protein binding
Source: RefSeq, a predicted model, not a curated record